Messenger RNA from Dichotomopilus funicola, 1170 nucleotides. RefSeq lists its product as uncharacterized. NCBI's taxonomy places the organism in Eukaryota, Fungi, Ascomycota, Sordariomycetes, Sordariales, Chaetomiaceae. Bases 1 to 1170 code for a protein of 389 amino acids. The transcript is spliced from 2 exons. The record is from RefSeq and is a predicted model, not a curated record.
AUGCCCAAACCAACUCCCACAACCAUCCCCCAAAACCCCCUCUCCCAAUCCUUAACCACCCCCCCACCCCCUUCAGCAGGCCGCAUCUUCCUGCACUCCCAAUUCUGCACCAAACCCCAACGCCUGUCCCUCACCCCCUCCACCACCCUCACCAACCAAACGGCCCUCAUCACCGGCGGCAACGCCGGCCUCGGCUACCACGCCGCUCGCCACUUGCUCUCCCUCAAUCUCUCCCGUCUCAUCCUCGCUGUUCGCUCCCCUGCUAAGGGCGAGGAGGCGGCACGGGUGUUGAGGAGGGAUUUUCCGAGGGCGAGGGUGGAGGUUUGGGAGUUGGAGAUGGGUGGGUAUGAAUCGGUGAUGGGGUUUGUGGAGAGGGUGAAGGGGGAGUUUGGGAAUGGGAAUGGGAAUGGGAAGGGAGAUGGGGAGGAUGCAAAGGGGGAGAAGAAGAAGAGGUUGGAUAUGGUGAUUUUGAACGCGGGGAUGAUGGGGGCAGAAUUUAUGAAGGACAAACAGACGGGUCAUUGUCAGGUGGUGCAGGUGAAUUAUUUGUCGACGUUUUUGUUGGCGAUUUUGUUGUUGCCUAUCCUGCGGACGACGAACACCAGCACGACCGGUCAGCAACAGAACCGGAAGCCAGGGAGGUUGACGAUCGUCAGUUCAGGCGGUGUCUUCGCAGGCGCUAAACUCCCCAACCGCGGCGAACGACCCUUCCUCGCAUCCUUCGACACGCCCCCUUCCCCAACGCAACCAUUCGACGUUCAGGAACGGUACUUCGGCAGCAAAGCGCUCGGGCAUCUGUUCUUCGUACGGCUGCUCCCGUAUCUCCCGCCGGCUAGCGAGGUGAUCGUGAAUUUAGUGGAUCCGGGGUUUUGCAAGGGGACGCAGUUGCAUCGCGAGGCGGAAGGGUUUGCGAGCGCAAUGUGGGCGGUCGGGAAGGCGGUUACGGGCCGGUCGUUGGAGGAUGGGGCGUGGACGUAUGUGGAUGCGGUGGUUGCGAAGGGGGAAGAGUCGCAUGGGUGCUUUUUGAUGGAUUGGAAGAUUUUUGGGUUUUACUACGCGGUGUAUGAGCCGGAGGGAGAAGAGUUGAUGGAUGUCUUGUUUGAGGAGACCAUGGCCGAGUUGGAGUUUGCGGGUAUCAGGGGUAUUUUGGAGGGGUUGAAGCAGAAAUAA